Molecule: messenger RNA, 969 nt
Organism: Trachemys scripta elegans
Lineage: Eukaryota; Metazoa; Chordata; Testudines; Emydidae
Product: olfactory receptor 6B1-like
Exons: 1
Coding region: 1-969 (322 amino acids)
Biological process (GO): G protein-coupled receptor signaling pathway
Cellular component (GO): membrane
Molecular function (GO): olfactory receptor activity; G protein-coupled receptor activity
Source: RefSeq, a predicted model, not a curated record
AUGGAGUGGGAGAACAACACCAGAUUCCAGGAGUUCAUCCUGAUGGGAUUCCCAACUGUCCCGGAGCUGCAAGUGCUUCUCUUCAUGGGAUUCUUGGUGGCUUAUUUGUUGACCCUCCUGGAGAACGUGGUCAUCAUCACCCUGAUCAAGACAAACGAUAACCUACACAAGCCUAUGUAUUUCUUCCUCAGCAACCUCUCCUUCCUGGAGGCCUGGUACAUCACAGUUACUGUCCCAAAACUGCUGGUUAAUUUCCUAUUGGAGAGCAAGAGCAUCUCCUUUGUGGGAUGCAUGACGCAACUCUACUUCUUCAGCUCCCUCAUAUGCACCGAGUGCGUGCUCCUGGCGGUCAUGGCCUAUGACCGGUAUGUGGCCAUCUGCAACCCACUGCGCUACCCAGUCAUGAUGACUCACCAGCUCUGCCUGCAGCUAGCGGUGGGCUCCUGGCUAGUGGGCUUCCUGGCUUCCAUGCUGAAGGUCAUCUUCAUCUCCCAGUUGUCGUUCUGCGGGUCCAAUGUCAUCAACCACUUCUUCUGUGAUAUCAGUCCUUUAUUGAACAUGGCCUGCACAGACAUGACAGUGGCAGAGAUAGUGGACUUCAUCCUGGCUUUGUUCAUCCUGCUGGUCCCGCUGUCCAUCACCAUUGUCUCCUAUGUCUGCAUCAUCGGCACCAUCUUGCGCAUCCCCACCGCCCAGGGCAAGAGGAAGGCCUUCUCCACUUGUGCGUCCCACCUCACUGUGGUUGUCAUCUUCUUCUCAGCCACCCUCUUCAUGUAUGCCCGGCCCAAGAGGAUCCACCCUUUUGACUUGAACAAACUGGUUUCGGUGGUGUACACGAUCGUCACCCCCAUGCUAAACCCCUUCAUCUACUGCCUGAGGAACCAGGAAGUGAAGGGAGCUCUGAGGAGAGCUUUCUAUGGUGUGAAUGCUGUCCACAAGGUUCCUAUCCUGGUCACCAUCUCUCAGUAG